Sorghum bicolor (sorghum) is the source of this 2158-nucleotide messenger RNA. Its product is annotated as probable protein phosphatase 2C 52. Bases 297 to 1874 code for a protein of 525 amino acids. Gene Ontology annotation, molecular function: protein serine/threonine phosphatase activity; cation binding. The transcript has 9 exons. The record is from RefSeq and is a predicted model, not a curated record. Gene Ontology annotation, cellular component: nucleus; cytosol. Lineage: Eukaryota; Viridiplantae; Streptophyta; Magnoliopsida; Poales; Poaceae. Gene Ontology annotation, biological process: protein dephosphorylation.
GUGCUGGGCGCUUCUGUCUUCUCCUCUUCUUCUCUCAGGACAGGAGGAGCGGCAGCGGCAGGCUUCAUUCAUCCGAUCUCUCCUCUCACCUCACCUCACCUCACCUCACCUCACGCUCUCUCCCUCCCCCGAUCACUCCCCUCCCUCCUCACCUCCAGCUCACACACCCACCGCCCCACACUUCCCACUCAAAUCCAGGGCCACGCCAUCGCACGCAGAUCCACAGCCUCCCCGAUCCGGUCGCCUCCGCACACGCCCGAUCGGAUCCCGCAGGGUUUGUGCCCGCCGCGAGUUAGAUGGUUUGCGAUGGUGCCGUGAAGGACCAGGACCAGGAGACCGCGGCGGCGAGCACUGCGUCAGCGGCAUCGGUGGUGGCGGCGUCGGAGGCGUCUCCCGCGCCGGUCGUGGUGGUGGUCAGCGCAAGGCCCUCGGCGAGGUCGUCGCCGCACGAUAAGCGCCUCGGCGUGCGCCACCCCUUGAAGCACCGCCGGUUCCGUGCCGGGGGGAAGAUGAUGGUGGAGCCCGGAGGGGUGCCGCCCGCUCACGCCGUGCCGGAAGGCGAGGAGGAGGAAGAGGAAGAGGAGGAGGGAGCCAGCGAGGUGGAAGAGGAGGAGUUGGUGGAGGCAGAGGCGGAGCAGGCCUCGUCCGCAGGGACGGCGAUGCGGGGCACUGAAGUGGAGGUAUCGUCCGCGCCGGCGGCAGGGGUACAGGAGAUGGAGGUGGAGGUCGAGGGCGGAGAAAUGGAGGUGAAGUAUGGAGAAAUGGAGGUGUCGCCAGAGCCUGCGGUCGCUGUUGGGGGAACCGAGUUGGAGGCCCAUCCGGACGAGGAGGACGAGGUCUCGUCCAUUUCUGUGGCACGAGGGGAGAAGAAGCAGGAGGCCGCCUCUCCUCCUCCUGCCGCUUCUGCCGUUCUAGCUGUGGAGGCGCCCAGGGAGAUGGGUCAAUAUGGGGAGAGGGCGGAGAAGGAGAGGAGGGACAAGGAGAGGGAGAGGCAGAAGGAGCGGGAGAGGGUGGAUGAGGUCGGCUACAUGAGCGGUGGAUGGAAGAGUGUUGAUGGAACGCUGAAUUGUGGAUAUUCAAGUUUUAGAGGAAAAAGGGCAAGCAUGGAAGAUUUCUAUGAUAUAAAAUCAUCUAAAAUUGAUGAUAAACAAAUUAAUCUCUUCGGAAUUUUCGAUGGUCAUGGUGGUUCACGUGCUGCUGAGUAUUUGAAGGAGCACUUGUUUGAGAACCUCAUGAAACAUCCGGAGUUCAUGACAAACACAAAAUUAGCAAUAAGUGAAACGUAUAGGAAGACCGAUUCAGAGUUUUUGGAUGCUGAAAGGAAUACUCAUAGAGAUGAUGGGUCAACAGCAUCAACAGCAGUGUUGGUUGGUGACCAUCUUUACGUGGCAAAUGUUGGAGACUCAAGGGCUGUUAUAUCAAAGGCUGGCAAAGCGAUUGCGCUCUCUGAAGAUCACAAGCCGAACAGAAGUGAUGAGAGAAAACGAAUUGAGAGUGCUGGUGGGAUAGUUAUGUGGGCUGGAACUUGGAGGGUAGGUGGCGUACUUGCGAUGUCUCGGGCAUUUGGCAAUCGUCUCUUAAAACAAUUUGUUAUUGCAGACCCUGAGAUUCAGGAACAAGAAAUAAAUGAUGAGUUGGAGUUUCUAAUUAUAGCUAGUGAUGGGCUGUGGGAUGUGGUUCCGAAUGAGGACGCCGUUACACUUGUGAAGAUGGAGGAGGAACCUGAGGCAGCAGCCCGGAAGCUGACAGAGACGGCUUUCUCCCGUGGGAGCGGUGAUAACAUCACGUGCAUCGUGGUGAAGUUCCAGCAUGACAAGCCAGGUAGCAGCGGCGGCGGCGAUCCCCCCUCUUCGCCUCCAGGCGACAAGAGUUGAUUCCAUUUGUUGUUGGUUAUACGUGUUGUUGGGGUCCUUUUAACCUGAGCCGGAUUUUGCUGGCCCCAUCCAUGGUGGCCCCCGCGGCUGGUACUUAAGAAAGGAGUUGGUUCAUGUUCGUUGCCUGUCUAUAUAUGCCCUUAAUUUUGGUUCUCCGGUCAGUAGGGUUACCGGUGGCGGUGCUGCCCAUUUGCAUGUUUAUCGUCUGUUCAUCAUCCUAUGCGGCAUUGCUGUAGACUUUGUAGUUGCUGCUGUAUCAAUGAGAGUUGAUUCUGUGAGGUGCA